AUGUCAGCAAGGUCCCGCGGAAGCUCAGUGGGCAAAUUGGUGGAGCGCUUCGAAAGCGCACACGGUGCACAUGGAGAAGCUAAGAGGUCAGAACCCAAAGGUCAUCCCUUGGCAUUUGCCUUCGCCCGAUGGUGGCGAGCCGUUCAGCCACUUGAGAAGCUGUGCCAGACUGAUUUGUCUACGAAGUCCGAGGGGAUGACAAGAUUUGAAGCGAAGCCACGGCUGCCACGGCCAGAGAAGGCCACAAAGGCAAAAGAUGCAAAAGCUCAGGAGGAAGCCACUCAGUUGAGCUGUUCCACCGAGACACCUUCGCAAGGCCAAAGCAGCUGGAGCAAUCUCGGAAGUGAGGCGUUAGUGGUAGCUGCUCGGGCCUUCCUGGCCAAUCACCGCCUUGAUCCAUCGCUGGAUCUCCUGGAUCGUCGCAUCCGUUUGGACGCAGAUUCCGACUCUGAAUCCGAGGAGAGAGGUGCUCGUGAUGUAUUGGCAGCUGCCAAACUCCUUGCUCGUAUCCAGCACCUCAGCGGCUCUCUGCCUGAUGCCUUUUGUUCAACAUUGGGCGAACUCUGGACAUCGCCGCCGCAAAUUGAAAUACAGAGCGUACAGAGAACGUCUCAGUCUUCUUGGCGAGAAAGCUAUGACAGCAUGGUUCUGUCUGAGACCGAGAAGGAAGACUGGCAGAUGUUUGCUGAAAAACAGUUGGAAUCAGCGCAAGAGGUGAUCAAGGACCAACGAGACUUGCUCCAACUUGAACAGCUGCAGAAAGAAGAAAUGCAGAAGAAGAUACAAGAUCUGGAGGAUGCUUUACAAGAGCAGCUGAAUGACCAGGAACAGCGGGACAUGAAGUCCAGAACGCUGCAAUUUGAGCUGGAAAAACAAUUGAAGCAGACACAGGAACAGCGGGACGCACUGCAGCUAGAAAAGGUGCAAUGGCAAGAGCUGGCAGAAAAGCUCAAGCUGGCUGAGGAGCAUAUGGACAUGCUGCAGCUGGAGAAGUUGCAAUGGGAGGAGCUGGAGAAAAAAAUGAAGAAGACACAGGAAAGGUACGAGAUGCUGCAAGCGGAGCUGGAAAAGAACCUGCAGGAACAACGCGACCUGCUACAAUUGGAAAAGUUGCAAUGUGAGGAGCUGCAAAAAAAGUUGAAGAAGACGCAGGAGGUUGGUCACAAAGAGCACAACAAAGUGGAAGUGCUCGAAGUGCAGGUGGAUCUUUUGUCCAAGGAAAACGCAGAGCUUCACAGCUGCAGGGAUCAGCUGAGCGAAGUUCUUUGUGAGAAGAAGGUCUUGCACCUUGGCAACAGCGCAACUCCCAGUGGCGCCGCAGCGCUUCGGAGUGCUGCGGCAGUGUUGACGGAGCUGCGAGUGCGCUUGGCCAAAAGCGAAGCGAAGCGACAGCAGCUGGAGGACUUGCACGAGCUGCAACGAUAUCGGGACAUGCAACGAGAUCUCAAGGAAGGGAAUGAUGAAAAUGACUCAGGUGUGCUUUCCGGUCACUGUCUUCCGGAUCAGGCACAGGAGAGCAUCAAUCUUCCCCAUGAGGUGAUGUCAGCAGCAGAUCUGGCUGCUCAUCUUCGACGAGGUGGGGAACCUUUGCGAGCUCAAGCCUCCCAGGAAGUGGCCCAUUGCCAAGAGCUGACAAAGCGCUUACACGCUCUGCAAAAAGAUCGAGAUGCUAUGGCAGUGGAGGUGCGCGAAGCCCUGACUCUCUGUGGCCGAGCAGCCCGCGCAGCUCGUACUGCGCAGGUGAAGCAGCAACACUUUUGCUUCUUCGUCGCAUCUGUGGAUGAAGAUCCUGUGAACUUCGCAAAAUUUGUGGAACAUUGCCGCAAAGAGCGCUUUCCUGAGGGAGGUGACACCGGUGACACAGGCGGUGAGGGCAAUGCAAAGCCUGAAGGGUUGGAGCCUCCUCUCGAGCCUCUCGAAGACAGCUACUGCGAAGCAGAUCGCUCUGUCCACACAACCAAGAGGCGCAAUGCAUGGCUUCCUUUGACACGCAACGAGUCGCUGGCAUUCACCUACGAGAGGACUGUUAGUGAGCUUUGCGCAGACAAGGGAGGACUCUCAGACGUGAGCUUUGCGCUCCCGCCCGACAUAGACAAGGCCUCCCGCCGGCUCAUGCCUGGACUGCUUCUCCUGGGUGCUAGAGCACGUUGUGGGUCACGGAAGAACGGGAAAGAGGAUAGGCGUCGGGCCGAUUGGCGGCUUGAGCCGGGGAGGUCCGUUUGGACCUUCCUGGUUCAUGCUGCCAAUCGGCCCGGCGCCCCUCCCGGCCCUGGGCUGCCCCGGUUGCUGUAUGAUUGCGUUUCAGUGAAGUUGAAGGUCAGGAAGCUGCGACAGGAGAAUGCCUCAACAGAGGAGUGGUGCUCGGACAAUCGUUUUCCCGCUGACAAGAAGUUCUCUGCGCAAGGCCUCUCGCAGUUUCAAGACGUUUUCGGAGAUGCUGAACUAGCAGAUUUGAGAGAGAUCUUGGAUAAAGAUCCACUUUGGAAGCUGGGUACCACGUGGGAGUUCAAGGCGAAGGUACACAGUGAUUUCAAUGAAGAUUUGGCAUUCGGAUUCCCGGGUGGUGGCGGUUUCCUUAGAUUCAACAUUCCACCCUCAGCAGACGAAGAGGAAAUCCUGGUGGUCGACCAGGUGAAGGCCUUGGCUGACAGUGUGGAGCUUGAGUAUCGCGGGACCUCACCUGCGAAUCUCUCAGAGUUUGCAGUUGACAUUUGGGACGUGUGCCUCCGACCGCGCCCAUGCUCAGCCUUCAGCGGAUGUUUGCCAAGCUACAAAUAUCGGAACAAGCAGCAUGGCACUGGUGAAACCCUUGAGGAUUGCUGUGAGCCAGUCCUUUGCAAGGAGGAACUUUCCAAUGGCUGCAGCCCAGACACCAAGUGGAAACCCACAGAGGACUUUGACACUCGCUUGGGCGACAGUCUGGCACGCUGCUGUGUGGUGCAACAGUGUAGCGAAGCCACUUGCAGCUCCACCAAAUACAAGCUCAGGGAAGGCACUGGACUACUUGGUUCAACAGAGGAAGAAUGUUGCGACAAGCUCUUUUGCUCUGACUUCAAGGGGCUUUGCAAUCCGGCACAUGACUCCUCACGGCUGCCUGAUCUUAUGGAGGACGGUUCUCCACGCCUUGGUAGUUCCGAGUUUGACUGCUGCAAUAUCUUCAAUUGCACAGCAUUUGACUGCUCAAAUCCAGCUGGGAAUGGACUUUGGGCGAACCGAUCACAUCCAGAAGGUAUUGGUCAUAGCUUUGCACAUUGUUGUGACGAGUUGUUCUGUAGCGAAGUUACCUGUGACAACAACACCAAAUUCGGACCUGAGGCUUCAGGCGAGAGGCAAGGAAGUACUCCAGAGGUUUGUUGCAAACCAAAGCUUUGCAAGGAUUACACCUGUCAAGGUGCCAGCCUCGGCAUUGUCUCGCCGGAAGCCUUCGGGAGCACCGACGGGGAAUGCUGCGCUGAGCGAAAGUGCGAGGACUAUACCUGCAGCUCUGCCACGAAAUGGGAAAAGAAGCCAAGCGUGGAGGAAUCUGAAGACGGUGGUCAACAACCACGGAUGGGCUUCAGUGAUGAAGAGUGUUGCGUGCCAAAGUUCUGUAAGAACUUCUUGUGCUCCUCUACAAAGUGGAAGUCCAGGCAUUGGCCUGAGGACGACAAGACGCUAGGAGGUAGCUUUGAGGAGUGUUGCGACGCACUGAUGUGUUCCAACUACACCUGCACAACAGACUACGAUGGUGAUGGACAAGGCACCAUGUACGUCAAGAAGAAGGACACCAACUCCUUCCGGUGGCAGGGAAGUAGUGAUGAGGACUGCUGCACGCCCCUCUUUUGCUCGCAAUAUGAAACCAAGUUUCCCACAAAGUGGCGCCGCAACACUGCGCAGCUGGGGAGUACCGACGCUGAGUGUUACGAUCCUGCCUGGUGCUCUGCAUUCAAUGGUUGUGGAGAGCUAAAACUCAUCAAGGAUGCCACGCACAAACAGGGCUCCACUGUCCAGGAGUGCUGUGAGGCAGCAAAGAAAACAGAUUGA
Cladocopium goreaui is the source of this 4023-nucleotide messenger RNA. NCBI's taxonomy places the organism in Eukaryota, Dinophyceae, Suessiales, Symbiodiniaceae. The record is from the annotation of a GenBank genome assembly.